AUGAACAUGUUGGACGUAGAAGACGAAAGCUUUCACGUCACACGUGUAGGCUACUCUCAUCCGAUUGACUCAGAAUGGGAGGUAGUCGGCCGCAUGAGUGUGCUCACGGGCAAACCCGCCAUCAGUGGCAUGUUGGAGUCUCAACGCAGAGACCAGCAACGUGCUGCUAUCAACAAGUUCCUACAAGGGGAACUUGCCGUCGAAAGACAGAAGAUAGCCUUGCUACAGCAGCAAGGCUUUCAUCAGUCGAUGGGCGGACCGACGCACAUGUGUCGACUCGAAACCUUAAAGAUUGAUAACUCAAGGUACAAGGGAACCGAUGAAGAUUCCCUUUUCAGAUGGUUCGUCGAGUUAGACGACGCCAUCAGGGCCCGUCACAUCGAGGGUGACGAGAUGCAAGUCACCUUCGCCCUGUCAAAUCUGACGGGACGAACAAAGGCUUGGUCCUUAGGGCUCAAGCUUCACGACCCAAACGUGUUUGAGUCGUUGGAGAUCUUGAAGUCUCGGCUUAAAGAAACGUUUGAGCCGCCGAGAGCCGAGUUCAGAGCACGCUCUGCACUCUUGAGGCUAAACCAAGGGAAGCGUUAUGUGCACGCUUACGCACAACACCUGAUCUACCUCGCGAGUAGCGUUAAGGAAAACCCUGUUGAUGAGCACACACUCAUUAACGUGUUCAUCUACGGUCUUGUAAAUGGGCCGGUGAAGACCUACAUGUUCCGAGAGGAUUUCCAUACGCUGGAAAGGGCGAUAGCGUAUGCUGAACAAGAAGACUUAAGCCUGAGACAGUCUCAGGCUGACUCGUCCAACUAUCGUCCAACGAGGCGACAUGAAACAGGAGGUCCCGAACCAAUGGACCUCUGUUGCAUCGAGAGCGAGAAAUCUCGCUCUCUGAGUCACAAGCGAACGUCAAGAUGCCAUCGCUGUCAGAAGAUUCGACACUACGCUUAUGAGUGUAGUGUCCCGAGCACUGCAACACGUCCAAAGACAGGACGUGAUGACCACCGUUGGCCAAGGAAGGUUCCGAGGCGUGGAUCCGACCAUGUUGCUAAGCCGCGACAGCAAGUCGGACCAUCAAAAAAACGGACAAGGUCAGUAGGGGCGGAGCACGCUGCUGAUCCAGCAAAUUCAAGAGAAUAUGCAGGACUCUUGACGAAGAUUGCUCCCAACACGCAGUCUAUGUGUGGUACUGCCUUUGUGAUGAGGAGUCUCUUAUCACUUUGA
This is a messenger RNA of Peronospora matthiolae, 1221 nucleotides long. Lineage: Eukaryota; Oomycota; Peronosporomycetes; Peronosporales; Peronosporaceae. The record is from the annotation of a GenBank genome assembly.